Molecule: messenger RNA, 9284 nt
Organism: Dermacentor albipictus
Lineage: Eukaryota; Metazoa; Arthropoda; Arachnida; Ixodida; Ixodidae
Biological process (GO): nuclear polyadenylation-dependent CUT catabolic process; nuclear polyadenylation-dependent snRNA catabolic process; nuclear polyadenylation-dependent snoRNA catabolic process
Cellular component (GO): TRAMP complex
Molecular function (GO): RNA binding
Source: RefSeq, a predicted model, not a curated record
UGCGUCACAGAUGACUAUUUGAACGGAACCCGAAAUGUUCGAGAGUUCAGUUAGGAACAACGAAAUUUUCUGACAUGUGCGCCGAGCAUACGACGGUGUCUCAAGCUAGAUCUCCGCAAAGCGACGGACUCGUUUUUCCCACGGUCGAGGAUGUCACCCAGAGGUCUCUGACGAAUUAAUCGCAGUUUUAAGCCGCGUAGCUCGGGCACCAGCACGCACCUCGCUGGGAAAGCUGGGAGGCGUUUCUAUUUCUUGUUUGUGUUCCGUCAUCCCGAAUGCAGUGCAGACAUCAUCGUAUCUUUGACCGUUAGGGGGCCGUGUUGAACUUCUGAGGUGUAGAACGUGGGAUGGGGCAGCGUUUAGAACAACAUGUUUUAAUUUGUUUCGUGACGGCCAGCGGCAGCUCUGUGGUGCUCCACCGUUGCUACGGAAGCCUAAGGAUGCCUAGAGCGCGCAGGCAACUCUCUCUGCGGUACGCGGAGUUGUCCUACGAGGUAAUUUGGAAGUAUUUCGUGAGUGUCUCGUAGGUCACCUCGCCGUUUUCUCCGCUGAAUACUAUGCAUUCCGGAUAUGAUACUUUUUUGAUCCAAUGAGAAUGCGCCAUCGUACAAUCUGGGUCCAAUGGGAACCCUUCAUCUUGCCGGUUGGCCAAUGAGAUGAUAGACGCUUCGUGACAAGCCUGGAUCUCAAUAUGGCGGCGGAGUCUGCCGCUCCGACGAGGGAAAGACAGGAGCGAUGCGAAGUGUUCUCGAUGGAUGCAAAGGAGCUCCUGCCGGAGAGGCAGUGGGAACAGCCAGAAGGUGGGAGGCCAUGCGCUGCUUUUCAACAGUUCGUGAGGGACGUCGAGGACCAAGAUGGCCUCGCAGCGACCGACCCCGGCCAACGUGCGCUCACGUUGACAUCGUGCUGGGUGUCGCUGAGGACGUGGCGCGAGGCUUUACCUCUCCAGGACGCUGCUCGGAUGCUGUCAGUGGAGACAAUGCGUUUUAUAAACGGGCCGUCCAACAAAAACACGCCACUGGUGUCGAAAACCCAGCUGCGCUUCGCCAUCACCGAAUGCAAGACACAGCUUUCUGCGACAUUGGCACCGUUUCUCACCGUGUGUGAAUUUCUGGAAAGGACAUCCCAGCGCCGAGGUGGUGACCCACUCAUGCGGAGACUCCUGGAUGCCACUGCUUCGAAGCCACUUCCUGAAGCCUUGAAAGCCUGUGACUCCGAAGAUCUUCUGUGCCGUCUGGAGUGCUUGCGGUUCUGGCAGAAGUAUGACGUGGUCGAGAGGAUCUGCCGAGAACGGCUGUCUAUCCUCGCGCAGCAGGAGCAGGAGCAGCGCAAUGAAGAGCGGCGGCAGACGGGCAUGGAAGUGGUGCGGGUGGGUGUUGGCGGGCAGGCCUUUCUCGAACACCUGCUCUGCGUCCUCUACCGGCAGCGAAGGAUCGAAGAACUUUGCACCGAGACUUCGAGGUUCUCGUGCCACGAAGGGGUGCAGCUGGUGCGGGGUCUGGCACAACGGGCCAACGACCCCGAGCGUGCAGACGUGGCCGAAGCCCUCGCGCACGUGUUCCUGGUGCGAGACCUCCUGCUGGCGUCUCCGUUCUGCUGCACUCGCGAGCUCAUGGUGCUCUGGUGCCAGUUACAGAGGAUACAGGGCCAUGCGGUGCCGCAGGUGGCACGGGCUGCAUUACGUCUGCUGCUGCCCCAUGCGUCCAACAGUGCGCAGUUCUACCUCUUCUGCGAUGUCCUGUGGGAACAUUAUGGAAGACAGCUGAUUCCAGUCUACCUGGAUCUUUUCGUGCGUGGGCUGACGACGGACAUCAACGCCCUCCAGGCCGCCAUGCACUGGGAGAACUGGACCAACGUUCGAGAGAUGGAGGUGCACAUGGCGGGCGUUCUGCUCAAGCUGGCGACCCUGUUCCCCGACUUGCCCGAAGUGUCGCGCGAGUGCGUCCUCAGUGCCUUUGCCCUGGAUCCCACCGAGGAGCAGCUGGCCCAGCUCGAAUCGCUCACCGAGCAAGUGGAAGUCAAGUCGACCUACAACAUCAGCGGCCAGCCUAGCUCACCCCACGAGCAAGGGGCAGGCCCCAAACUCGAGGACGUUGCGGAUGGUCGGGCGUGCCGUUGCGGUGGCCGUUGCAGCGAUGAGCCCGUGCAGCAGAAGACAAGUCCUGCCCUGGCCGACGGAAGGCCUGAAUACGAAAUGGACUACUGGCACCCAAUUCUCAACCAGCAGAUGAAUGGGGUCCCCUACAGGCUUCUCAAAGACUUUGUGACUGUUCUCGAGUGUGUGCGUCCGAGGUGUGUUAACCUCUGUUCCGACUGGCGCUGGUACUUGGAAUGCUUUGAAAGCCGACGAGCAGCGCUACGGAACCGGAGGUCUAACGAGCGUAGCCGCAGGACGCCUCAAGAAUACUGUGGCAGUGCCGACAGCGAGACGGACUCGGCCUCGGAGGAGGAAGAGAGCGAUGACGAGGCAAGACGAAGAGCUCAGCUGCACAUUAAGAAGGUCUUGGAUAGCGCAGGGCUGCCGGUCAAACGCAGGGACAAGCGAAGAGCAAAUGCUAAAUGCAAGUCGUCGCGAAAAAAAAAGAAAAAAAGCUCGAGAAAGCAUAAGAAGGAAGUUCACUUAGUAGAAAAUGCUGCUGCAGAGUUUGGCUUGACAGGUCUCGCAGAGUCUGCAGGUCUGGAGAUGAGUGGUCUUGGCUCAGCAGAGCUUGGUCUGACAAGGCUCGGUGCAACGGAGCUCGAUUCCGCUGAGCUAGGCCCAAUGGAGCUUUGUCCGACAGGGCUCGACUCGGCUGGCCUGGAGGAUGCAGGGCUAGACUCCACCGAGCUCGACGCAACUGAACUGGAAACGAUGGGCUUGGAGCCGAUGGACCUUGACCCCACAGACUUAGGGCCACCUCUGCAAGAAGAGAAAGCACACGAUUCGUUACAAGUAGGGAUGCCCAAAGUUAAAAAGAAAAGUCAGAAAAAAGUGUCGCACAAGAAAAAGGAAGGAUUUGCCACUCCUGCACCGACUGGUGGUGGGUGCUUGCAGACACUGCGCGUUGUGCUGGAGCGCUUUGACAAACUCUCGGGGAGUGCACCGAAUAACCUGGUGAACAAGAAAAGUGGCCUCCGAGUUGUGCCCGUCUUGUCCCUGCCCAACAUUUCACUAGACGACGAGUCAAAAAGGGCUUACCUAUGGACAGACGGGGCCGCAGCACCCAAGUCGCCCCUGUCAAAGCUAAACCUGCCGCAGGGUCCAGCAUAUCAAAGGGUGGCCACUGAAUUUGAAGCCCGACUUCAGACCACGCCUCUGAAGCGAUUUCUGCGGUACCAGAUCAAGAGGCCAAAGUUUUCGAGCAAGAAGGCUGUCCCUGUAAAAGUGUCUAUGCGGUCUGUGAAGGGUGUGCCAAUGACUCCUGCCACACCAGCCAAGUCGGUAUCGGUCCCCAAAGCUGUAAUGCCAGUGGCAGUCCCAAAGGCAGCAUCUGUAGUUUCUCCUAAAGCAACAGUUCCGGUGCUCUCCAAGGCAUCAACAACAUUAGCUCUGCCUAAAGUGGUCCCCGUGGCUGUUCCAGCAGCAAAAGGGGCUGCAGCACCAGUGACCAAGACCCACACCGUAGCCGCUCCCAAGGUUCCACCUGUGCCAGUUUCGAAGGCACCACCACACGCAAUUAUCACAAGAACGCAGCCAGGGACAGUUUGUAAAGCACCACCAGUUCUGGUUUCCAAAGCUCCCACUACGAUAGUCGCAAAAGCACCUGCUGUAAUCCCCUCAACACCUGUAGGUGCCACUGUUGCCAAGAACACUCCUAUGCUUGCUUCCAAGCCAAUGCCAUCAAUGGUUCGCCCCUUGAAGGACUAUGCAAAGGCUUUGAAAGGAGCAGCGGUUUCCUCAAAUGUUCCUUAUGCAGUUAAGACGAUGGGCAGUGUCCAAUCUGCUGUGCCGACCUCCACUUCUGCAAGUCAAAGCACCGUAAUGCCUGCUGCCAUGAUGACCACUGAUGCUAUUGACCUGCCCAAGCAUACUGUCGAUACUACAAUCCAGGUACAAGUACCCACAACGCCGCACAUCAUGGCUCCUGCGCCGUCUCCUCUGCCUAGCCAUGUGGUGUCGUUGCAGCAGGAGACCUUGCCACCAGUUCAGGAGUCACCACGGCCUAUGGCAGAACCUCCAUUAGGAAUGUCUGUUCCUAAUGCUGCAGUAGCAGAAGCCGCCAAACCAUCCCAGCCACAGGUGGUGCCUCAAGUAAUUGCUGCACCACAUGGGAUGCAACAAGUUAUUACAUCUACUGCAACGACCCCAGUGCAACAAUCCACUAGCAGUUGCUCAUUGCAAGGAAAUCAGCCACUCACCAUUGCCUCAUCGUGUGCUUCUCUGAUCACAAACGUUACCACUGAUGCAAGCCAAGUGCUUAGCCAACUCAAGCAAGGACAAGCCACAGUCCUUAGGCUGCCUAUCUACUCAAGAGCACUUCAGCAGCAGGUAGGUCAGGCAGGUGUGAAGACUGACUCGCCAGGUGUCUGCAUGCUGCCAAUGAAGAUUUUGAAUGCUGCCAUGCUCUCCGGCCAGGAGAAGGUGUUGAAUGUUGGGAACCAAAAGAUUGCCAUCAAUGCUCUGCCUGGACUACUGGCAGCCUCAACAAGUGGCUCCACGUCAGUGUCCGGAACCGUAGUGAGCAGUGCAGCACCCAACAUGGUUUCAGCCAAGAUUGUACCAACAAUGGUGGGUGCUCAGAACAUGCAAGCCAUGCAUCAGUUACAGCAGCUGGUGCGGCUCAACACCCUGCCAGGCACCAUGGCACAGAUGAACGCUGCUGGCGGUGCCACUGUGCUAUCGGCAGACCAGCUUGGAGGACAGGCGGGGCUUACGAACAUCACAGCCCUGACUCUCCCUCUUCAGGGCGGACUGGUUGGAGGCCGCAUCAUAGCAGGCAAGAUCAUGAUUCCCGUCAACAGCUUGCUUCAGCAGGGCUCCACUCUGUCGGCUGGAGGUAUGCCAGUCAUCAUACUCAAGAACCAGCCUGCUCAAGCAAAGAUUGUCACUGAUGCAGCAAAUUUGGCACAACAGGUUCAACAGCAGGUUCAGCAACAGGUUCAGCAGCAAGUGCAACAGCAAGCACAAAUUCAGCAGUCACUACAGGCUCAGCAGCAAGUGCAGCAGUUGCAGCAGCAAAUGAGGCAGCAGCAGCAGCAGCAGCAGCAGCAGCAGCAGCAGCAGCAGCAGCAGCAGCAACAACAACAACAACAACAACAACAACAACAACAACAACAACAGCAGCAGCAGCAACAGCAACAGGUCCAGCAAGUCCAGCUGCAGCACUUGCAGCCAAAUGGCACAGCAGUAGUGUCGAAUGCAAACACAGCGGCACUUUCAGUCAUGGAUGGCACAAGCACGGUGGUGGUUUCAGCAGCAACAACCAGUGUGUCAGCAGUGUCCACAGCGGGUGGAGUACCGAGUGCGACGGCGGUCAAGAAAACUUGGAUGCCGAUACGCAGCAAGCCGGGCGCUAUGGAGUACCGGAAGGCCUGCAACAUGCCUCCUGUGAAGGUCACAAAGGCCAAGCUGCUGGCUCCUGUGUCCUCACAGCAGCAGAUGCCCAUCGGUUACACCAGUCCUCAGGCCACGGUAUCUGUCACUGGUACUACCCGUGUGCUGGCACAGUCUGUCUGCAAGACACUCCCCAUCGCCAACCUGUCUGGCGUCACCCACCUCACCAUGCCAACCAUGCAGAUGGGCGUGCCCAUGGCUGUCGUCACUCCCAGUUCUGUGGCCGGCCAGAUCACCAUGCCUGUCACGCAAAAAGUUGUCACUCGGCAAGUGACCGUACCUCUCGCGAGAUUGCUGCAGAAGCCCACGCCUAAUGCAUGUAAACCCACCGAGGCUGCGGUGUCGGCUCUCCAGCCGCAGAGCAUCGCCGCCUCUGUUGCACAGACGCCGCAGACAGCAUCCGCUGUUCAGACUGUCCUGGCCUCUGUUCAAAGCACAGCCUCGGCAACUCCGUGCAUUGUAUCGACCCAAGCGAGCAUGCCAGUAGCCCCAGCUGAGGAAGAUGUUCAGAAGCCAACAGUUCCUGUGGCUGUCACAAAGAGUCCGCCGACGGUUGUUCCCACGACCAAGACAGUGACCACAACAGCAGUCAGUGCGGUAAACCAGCGCACUGGAAUACAUUUGCCAUUUCCAGAAGACCUGGUGGAUCCAAGUCCCAGUGGUGCCACCUAUGUACCUGUGAAUAGCGCUGAGCUGAUGCCCACUGGCCGAAGUGAGAAGCAGAAAGAGGAUGAAGAGUCCGCAAAGGCUUAUUAUCGUCGCAAGAAAGCUGCCAUGGCCCAGAAGGCGCGGUUAGCUGCACAGCCAAAACCACAGCCCCUUUCCCAGUCCAUGUCGAAGUCCCUCACCGCUAUUUGUGACGCUGUUCGUUGCAGCCUCUUGGUCACUGACGAUGAGAAGAAUAAAGUAGACGCUGAGGCAACUAUCAGAGAAUGUCAAGUAUAUGAGCUGGACUACUCCAGUGAUGACUCAUCAGAUUGUAGUGUGGAAGACUUGUAUGAAGAGAAAGCUUUGCUACGCCGUCUGCAGCACGAGGACGAGUUAAACAGCAUCCUGUACGUUUCCGACUCUGUUGCCUCCGAGCCAGAUUGUGAUCCAUACCAGUGGUCUAGUCAGUCAUCACUGCUGCUUGAACAGUUGAACUCUGACGGGGAUGCCAGGGACACCAUGACACCUUCCUCGGUCGGCGAGAGCAUUUUUGAAAGUGGCUCCAGUCUUUCCAAGAAGCUGGCUAUGAAGGCCAAGAUUUCUUCAUCUUCUGGUGGCAAUUGCCAAGAGAAUGGACUUCAGUCGCCUUCGAGGUUCACAUGUGACCGAUGCAACCGGGGGUUUUUCUCUGCAUACAACCUGCGCCGACAUCAAAAGAAUGUGCACAAAAUGGUGUUCAAGUCGCUGCAUGUGCCAUCGCAUGGCUCGAGGGACACCCCCUCUCCACAGCAGCGAGUCAUGGUGACAAAGCAGCCAUCAAGGAACACAGCAACACCCCAGCCCUACAAAACACCGAAGCACUCACCCCAGCCCCCCAAGCGCACCCUGUUCGAUGUAACUGAAGAUGAUGAGAAUUCAAGUCCGGAAAAGGUGUUCUGCGCUCAGUCUGUUGACGAAGACCAGAGGCUGUCCUUUGAGAGUCCUGGCCUUCCGUCAGAUUCAGAGGAGAGUGCUUUGUAUGGCAUCAAGGAUGAACCAUCGGAUCCUGGCAUUUCUUCACUCAUUUGCGACAAUGCAUCUUUUAACGUCAUUCCUCAGGUUCCACAAGUCUUUUUCUCAAGAAAAGAGGACAAUCAACGCGAGCUGUCUCUGUCAGAUGUGGUCACGGGAAGCGCUAAGCAGCUGGCUCCCAAAAGUCUUGUUUCCAAGCAGGUCAAAAGCCACGAUUCGCCAGAGCUCUCUAAAAACCUCGAUCCAGCGGACAUUCUGGAGUCCCUAGAAGUGGCUAAGAUGUCCGCCUGGACGUCAACAAGGGGGCCCCUAGUGAACAGGGGCGGCGGUGCCACAGCGGGGUCAAUGGACUGCGACGACGAGGUUAACGAAGUGAUGGAAGCUGAAGCUGGCUUGGAGAGCCUGCUCGGAAAGGAGGCAGGAGCCAACCACGGUGGCGACGCUCAGGAUGACAUUGACGACAUUCAGCCCACGGUGCAGCACAUGGGGAUGACGGACAUAAAGGACGAAGAGGGCCAAGGUUCGCAGGAGCCCUGGAACGCAGUCGACCAGGCAGCACUACUGGAGGGCAUCAAGGCAGUCGAGUCACUCGGCGAGUACGGGACGGACAGCCUCGACUUUUUCGUUGCGCCCCGCAACGUGAUGUCCAUACAGGACCAGGAAGGCCUGCUCAGCUUCGCCGAUGGUUCGCCGCACAUAGACGAGGAAGAUGCGGGCGACAUGAGCGAGGAGUCGGAUGGGGCGGGCACCGCUGCCUUGACCAACGAGAAGCUCAUGGAGCCCCGCGUGGAGGAAGGGGAGGAAAAACCGUGCACCAGCCACUGCCGGACACGUUCGCGGGAGGCAUCCGUCAAGCGCAGCUGCCCGUGCUGUGAGGACUCGUCACCCAAGAAGCGCCUGACGCGGAGUUCCUCAUCGAGUGGCAAGACGCGAUCGGCAACCAAGAAAGUCAGGACAAGGUGAUCCGCGGCAGAACCUCUGGUGUGAGGUGGAAGUGUGUGGGCCCCGUGACGUUGGGACCCUGGUGAGGAGCUCAAGAGUUGCUUUGCGUCUCUGCCUGUGAUAACUGUACUCGUGUGCAAUGGGCAUUGGAUUCGGGGAACACGCAGCACCGAAACGUCAGUGCCAUCAAGGGCCACCUGUGUGCGUGUUCUGUUGGGUGUGCCUCAGGAGGAAUUGCACUCAUCAUGUCGCCAACCCCCAGCCAUCCUUUUUGUUUUCUUUCUGCAGGCGGGCUUAUUGCACCAGAACAGAUGCCAACUUCAUUGUGUGUUUUCUUUUUCCCUCCCCCCUUUCAUCGACCAUUGUUGUUUUUGUGGGUUGUUUUUCAGAUGUUUAUUUGUUGUUUGGUUGAGUGUAGCCUUACACAUCAUUCUUCUGUGUGAAAGAUACUUGUGAAAUGAGGAGUUUGUUAUUUUUGCUGUGGGCUGGCUGCAAAAUGUACAUAGUGAUUGUGCCCGAGAGGGGAAAGAGAGAGUGCAGUCAUGUUUCAUCGUCGAAGAUAUAUUUUACUGAGAUUUUCUAAAGCUAAUUUAUGAGAUGCUGUGCUUGUAACUUAUUUGGCCUGCCUCAACACCUCCAAUCGACCUUUUCUCGCAAGUCCCAACAUCGAUAGAACAAGCCCUGCUGUAGCAUUCGGCUGUUGACCAGUUUAUUUCCCUUUUUUUUGCCGGGUGUUAGAGCGGAAAAGCGCAGCGCUAGUGCUCUAGGAGGCAUUUCGACGAGGCUUUCGAACGAUGGCAUGGCUUUCGAAUGCAAAGAAAAGUCCUGCGGUUGUCUUGUGUGAACAGGCAUGUUCUAGUCGUGUCUGCGUGCGGGUAGCACUCAACAAACUGGAAAGACUGAAAUCGUGCUCUGCCCUGUGCGUUGAUAAAAGUUGAGUAGUUUAUUACAUUUUCGUGCAAAAUCAUGCGGCCGAAUGGCGUUCAGUUGUAUUUUAAACUCUUGUACAUAAUGAUGCUCCUGUUCUUUGCACAUGGACAGUAAUAGUCGGCACCUGUAAAUAUCCCUGCUUGGAAGCAAGCUUCCCUUUUCUUUUCGAAAAUUCAACUGUAAAAUACUUUCACUAUACAAUAAAACUUUUUAACCUGUA